Phaedon cochleariae (mustard beetle) is the source of this 1184-nucleotide messenger RNA. NCBI's taxonomy places the organism in Eukaryota, Metazoa, Arthropoda, Insecta, Coleoptera, Chrysomelidae. The record is from the annotation of a GenBank genome assembly.
GCGUUUCUCUGUGGUUCUUGGAGAUAUAAACAGUCGCUUGCAGUUCGUGUGUGAGUGCAUGAGAAAACGUAGGGAUUGAAUCAAAUUCCACCAUCUGAAACAAGAAUGCAGUUCCUCCAACUUUCUCUGUUGGUUGUACUCGCACUGCUUGUAACGGACAGCAAUGCAGAAAAAAUAAGGAAACAUAAGAAAUAUAACAGGAAGCCCAUGCCACCCACAGUGAGUUCUAUUGAAGAAACUGUUGAGGACACGAAUGAGGAUGACAACAAAGCACUUCCUCCUCUUCUUGCUGGUCAAGAUAUAAUCGAUAACAGAGUGCCAAUGAUUGAUCCGUGUUUGCAAGUUCACUGCGGCGCUGGCAGAAUAUGUCAGGUGGAUGAAGAAGGCGAGCCCCAGUGCGUCUGCAUCCCGACAUGUCCAGUCGAGACCGAGUCGCGUAGAAAAGUUUGCUCGAACUUCAACGAAACUUGGUCCUCAGAUUGCGCCAUCUAUCAGCAACGCUGUUUGUGCAACAAAGACGACGCUCAAUGCAAAGGGGCGCAAUACAAACACGUCCACAUCGAAUAUUAUGGCGAAUGUCGUCAAAUGCGGGAAUGUACCAAAGAAGAAAUGUCCGACUUCCCUCGCAGAAUGCGUGACUGGCUUUUCAACAUCAUGAGGGAUUUGGCUGAUCGUCAGGAAUUAACCCCGCACUACUUGACUAUGGAACGCGAAGCCGAAUCAAACAUGACCCGUCGUUGGACCAACGCAGCUAUCUGGAAAUUCUGCGAACUCGACGGAAAUCCGCCAGACCGAUCUGUAUCCCGUCAUGAACUCUUCCCGAUAAGAGCACCUCUUAUGGCUUUGGAACACUGUAUCGCUCCAUUUUUGAACACUUGCGAUACUGACAACAAUCAUAGAAUCAACAUCAAGGAGUGGGCAAAAUGUUUGGAAUUAGAUGAGGAUGAAAUCGAAGACAGAUGUGAACAGAUAACCGAGGAAGAGUAAAUCUGCACUAAGAUAUCGAUAAGUUUCAAUCUUUUGCAGAAUAGCUUGGUCUUUCGAAUCAAUGAGAGGCAUUCUAAUUAUUAUAUUAUUUUCCGAACAUGUUGAUAGUUUCUCACACUGCCACUAAUUGAUAUUGAAUCAUGUAUAAAUGUAUUUACUGUGAACUGUAAAAAUAUUUAAUAAAAUUACUCCACUUG